Molecule: messenger RNA, 854 nt
Organism: Penicilliopsis zonata CBS 506.65
Lineage: Eukaryota; Fungi; Ascomycota; Eurotiomycetes; Eurotiales; Aspergillaceae
Exons: 3
Coding region: 114-824 (236 amino acids)
Source: RefSeq, a predicted model, not a curated record
GCCCCUCCUAUACUCACUCACUCAACUACAACACAACUCAACAACCACUACUACAUAGUUACAACACAAUACAACUCUACAUCUACAUAUCUCAAUACUGAAGCCGAGCCGAAAUGGCAAACGUCCACAUCUCCUCGCACCCCUGUCUACAGGCCAAACUGUCCCAGCUCCGCUCCCACACCGCAACCCUGCGCGAGACCAAAGGUCUCGUCAGCGAGAUCACCACGAUUCUCGGCGUGGAAGCGUUCGCCACUGCUUUGCAGCCAAAAGUAUCUGGCAGAGAUCAAACACCCCUGGGAAUCGAGUACGAUACCGUCUCCAUCACUCCAUCGAACCUUGCCAUUGUUCCUAUUCUUCGUUCGGGACUGGGAAUGGUAGAAGCUGUGAAUGAUCUCCUCCCCACCCCCGUACCAAUCUACCAUCUCGGUCUCUUCCGGGAACGCGUCUCCCUCCAACCGGUAGAAUACUACAACAACCUCCCCUUCCACACAGACCAUUCAACGGCUUUCCCCAACCCGCCGACAACAACCCAGCCGGAAAACAAAGCCGCCGCGACGCUGGCCAUCCUCGUCGACCCCGUCAUCGCCACGGGCGCCACCGCUGAGGCCGCCAUCCGUCUCCUCCGCGACUGGGGCGUCCAGCGCAUCGUCAUGCUGAGUGUGCUGGCUUCCGAGGCGGGUAUCGCCCGUGCCGCGAACGCCUGGCCAGAGGGGGUCGAGCUGUGGGUUGGCGCCGUCGAUGGUCGCUGUGAUGAGCGCGGCAUGAUUGUCCCCGGUUUGGGCGACAUUGGGGAUCGUCUCUUUAUUGCAAUUGGGAAGUCAUAGUCUUUUCUCACAAAUCUACCCUACGUCUCA